This is a messenger RNA of Necator americanus (New World hookworm), 2175 nucleotides long. RefSeq lists its product as uncharacterized. The record is from RefSeq and is a predicted model, not a curated record. Bases 1 to 2175 code for a protein of 724 amino acids. The transcript has 10 exons. Lineage: Eukaryota; Metazoa; Nematoda; Chromadorea; Rhabditida; Ancylostomatidae.
AUGGACACGUCAUCAACGGAAACUAAUUAUUUUAUACUUAAAGCGGCUAUUUUGAAGAUUUUACUUUUCGCGGUUGGGUUUAUCAAUGUGUUAGAAGAAUUCCUCAUUCUUACCUUCAACAUUCAUCGCGUUCUUAUAUUCGUUAGACCGCGUUGGAUUAUUUGGUACUACGUGAUUUCAUCAGCACCAAUGCUCGCAUUUUCUAUCUAUUAUGGUGUGGCACAAACAAAUGGCUCUUCCGUUAUUAUCGUCAUGGUGUCGUGGUACUCAACUGUCGUCGGCGCUCUGAUGCUGUGGUCCAUUCGUGGCUUCCUCAGAGCAGAGAGCUCUCGCAACAUUGCAAAAGCAAACUUGUUUAGCAAUAUAUGGAUACAUUUUGUACGGAAUGCUGAGAGAGAGCUCGGCUCUAAGUUACCAUUAGGGAUUGAUAUUGAUGUGGGCAAAGCAUUUUUGGAAUUCUCGGCACAUUGGAAAGGUUCAUAUAUUACCAGGCCUUCGAAGGCUUUUCUUAAAUUUUUAAAAAUUAUCAGGCCUUUGGAGGCCUCAGUUAAAGACGAAGGCGGUCGUGGAAGCCUUGGACAACCAAGGCGCCCUUACUCAGUACUUAAAGUGAGGAGGGGAGUCCGACAAGGUGAUACAAUCUCACCCAAAAUAUUCACAUCCACCCUCGAGAACGCAACGCGAAAGUUGGAAUGGGACGACAUGGUAGUGAAGCUUGAUGGUCGGCAGCCACACCAUUUCCGCUUUGCUGAUGACAUCGUACUGAUAACACCUAGCAUCAGCCAAACGGAACGAAUGCUGACCGAAUUCGACGAAAUUUGUGGAUGCAUCGGUCUUCAGCUGAAUCUACAAAAGACGACGUUCAUGCGGAACGGAUGGGUCUCGGAUGCCCCAUUCACGCUCAACGGAACAAACAUAUCCGAAUGCGCCAGCUACGUUUAUCUGGGUCUGGAAUUGAACAUGAUGAACGAUCGGACCCCCGAGCUGGGUAGGAGAAGACAAGCGGUUUGGGGAGCGUAUAAGAGUAUCGAGGAUGUAAUGAAGAAGACCAGGAACACCCGACUCCGUGCUCACCUCUUCAACACCACCGUACUUCCUGCUUUGACCUGUGCUUCGGAAACACGGGUAUUUCGCAAGCAGGAAGAAAACACGGUGAGCGCCAUUGAACGCGCAAUUGAGAGAGUGAUGCUAGAUGCGUUUGCCAAGGAAAGUAAAAUAAGGUGGGCCGAACACGUAAUGCCCUUUAACGACAACCGUUGGAUCAGAGCCGUGAGCGAUUGGGUUCCCCGCGAUAUUAGGCGCACUAUAGGAAGACCGCCGACCCGAUGGUCAGAUUUCUUCACGAAGUCCUUCAAAGAAAAUUAUGAUGCUCUCCGCGUUCCACGCGAAAGGAGGAACCACUAUGCGACUCUGGCGACUCGAUCGGGACAAAUUGAAGAAUUACUGGGGCCCUCUCAUUCAGUUCGAAGAUCAACGGGAGUCAAGGUGAUCAAGAUGAAGGUGAUCAUUCAUGUUAACCGUUCAAAGCUGCAUCACUUAAACAACACAUCAUCACAUCAACAACACAUCAAAAGCGUUUCAGGAAUCAUUGUAUUUGUAAAGUAUCACAUGCUUUCCUUGCCGCCAGCACUAGCCUUUUGUAUCUACUGCGGUGUAGAAAAAGUGAAAGGUGCUGGGCAGGUGGUCGACACCUUCAGAAGGGCAGCCGCGACCUUCCUUAUUUCCGAAGCUCAUAUCACCACAACGAAACCUUUGGAAGUAAGGCCGUCCUGCGGAUUCGGUGGUGCUUCGCACACCCCAAGCAGCGUCGAUAUUCCGUACUGUCUCCGCUCCAGAUCUGCCCAGCAUGAACUCAGAGAAGAAGAUUCGGAGAAAAUUGAUGUUGGGAUACAUGGAAACCAUCAGCAUCCUACACCGCCAUCGCAAGCGGAAACAGAAAAUCGCCUUGGUUUCUUUGAGGAAAAAAUUGGAUCGUCUUGUCCAAUUCAGGAGUUCAAUGGAGUCUGUCGGAUCAAACCUGAAGGCUGCCAUCUGGCCGAAAAUAAAAGUGAGACGUCAAGUUUCGUUCGGUAUAGCGACGGAUGGAUUGAUUGUGAGUCUGUGCAAGCUCUUGUUGAAGAUCGAGUUUGGACAGUUGUGCUCAAGGAUGAGACUCAGCCAACGUGGAGGCGCUAA